Messenger RNA from Puntigrus tetrazona (Sumatra barb), 2196 nucleotides. It is a transcript of the gene efcab7, whose product is annotated as EF-hand calcium binding domain 7. Bases 162 to 1976 code for a protein of 604 amino acids. Lineage: Eukaryota; Metazoa; Chordata; Actinopteri; Cypriniformes; Cyprinidae. The record is from RefSeq and is a predicted model, not a curated record. The transcript is spliced from 13 exons. Gene Ontology annotation, molecular function: calcium ion binding.
UUUGUUUACACACAGAAGCCAUGGCAAUCAGACUCGAUGGAGAGCGACACUACCAACCAUAAAAUAGCCCACGGACUCGCCUCUCUAGCUCUCUGCUCUUGAUAUUUGCUCUUGAUAAACAUGCUUUGAUAUUUCGCUUGCAUAUUUCAUGUCUUUUCAUAAUGCAGCGCUCAGAGGAAGAGAGGUUUUACGUGAAGUGCAGGGCUGCUUAUCUGUCUGUGUUCAGAUCCAGCUUGGUUAAUAUGACUUCAAAAGAUCAGCUGUGCACCGUACUUCAGCAAUCGGGAACAAAUCCAUCACAGAAAGCUUUAGACAAAUAUUGGCCCCCAGGAACCAAGAAGUUGAAUUUUGAUGACUUUUGUGAAAUACUUAAGAAGGAAAAGCCAGCAGAACCAGACCAGCUUAUGAGAAUUUUCAAGAAAUUUGAUGUAAAUUGUGAUGGAUAUAUCUCACACGAAGAGCUCAGCAGAAUCCUUACUUCAUCAGGUGAAAAAAUGUCACCUAAGGAAGUGGAUGAAAUCUUUUCCUUAGCGGAUGUCAACAAAGAUGGGAAAUUAGACUAUGCAGAGUUCUGCAGGCUUCUUGAGUCUACAGCAGAGAAGUGUCAGACCGCAGCACUGAAGAAGCUUGAGGCCGAUGCCAAACUGAAGAGGCAGAACUUUGGCAACCAGUUGGACAACUCUCCACAGAGCUCAGAGUCCCAACCUGAGCUUCCAGCUUCAGAGACACAGCCCAGAACAGAGCUAGAAACCACACAGAGGAAAGAUAGUCGCUCAUCAUCCAGACCAUCCUCGGCUCGUAGUCGUCGGUCAUCUUUAUCCACAGUCAUCACCAUGGGCGCUUGCAGCACUAAGAGUAGCAGGCUGGUGGAGCCCACAUCUCUACAGGAGUGGCAUCGGACUCUCAUGAGAGGUUGUUUUUAUCUGGAAGAAGAUGGAACGAUUGUUUCUCUUCAGUAUCGCCUGGUUAUACCGGAGACUACCAGCGUGUGUCUGGCCAUACGACCCCUCAACCUUAGCCCUGAGAAGCCUUCGCCGUGGAUGUGUGUGGACACAGCUGUCUAUGUGGUGACGGGGAAUGAGACCAAAGAAGAUUCAAAUUUGGUUUGCUUCACUGAUUUAAGGGAUAAGGAGAGAUUUCUGUGGAGAGGAGAGCUCAGUGCCGGCUCAUAUCUGCUCUUGCCCUUCACCACUGGCUGCAGACUGAUGAAGAGGAUGAGGAAGACUUCCACUAAAGCUGCUCAGCUAGUCAACCGCACCCAGUCUGGAGAGCUGGAGCUAACCAAAGAGUUCAAGGCGGCAUUGUCUGACAUCUUUGAAGUGAUUGAUUUGGACGGCAGCGGUCUGCUGAGUCUAGAGGAGUACAACUUCUUUGAACAGAGAACCAGUGGAGAGAAAUGCGAUGAGGACUCCUGGGCCAUCUGCAAAGAGAACUUCGAAACAAAGAAAAAUGAGUUAACCAGACAAGGUUUCCUGGAGCUCAACCUGAUGGAAGCAAAUGAUCGUGAGGGAGAUCCCAGGGAUUUGUGGCUCACCCUGGAAGCCAUGGGAUACAACCACAGUUUGGAGAUGGUGGAGGCCUGUCCGUUUGUCAUUGAAGUCUACUGUGAAGAUGUCGAGGCAACUCUUCAGGCAGUUCAUUUGGAUUCUGGGAUCAAGAUGUUGAAUUCAGCUGUACAGAGGUCCAUCACGUCAAAAGCAGAAGCCAGAUCUCUUAAAGGUCAUGAGAAUGUCUUGAUUUAUACAUACAAAGGAGAAAGCAGGAUUUCAUCAGUCAUUGCCAAUAAGUCCAAUCAGAAGGUGACGGUGCACAUCAACAGUGAACAAAGCAAGAACUGUGUGAGCAGCAGGGGCAUGAGUGUGUUUGCUGUGGAGGUUCCAGCGAGGACUAAGAUGGUAUGUCAGCACGUCAUGGCUUUAAAUGAUCAACAGGAGUGGACUUACAACUGUGUUGAGACCAUCAUACCAAGUUUGUAAUUGCCUCCGUAACAGAAGGAACUUAUUAUAAGACAACAAAUAAUGUAGCUCUUGUAAAAUAAAUAUGUUUUGUUUAGCUACAAUGACCAUUGUAAAGAUGUUUUAUAAAAGCUUUCAAAAGGUAUCAUGUUUGUUUUGCUGUUUCUGUAAGCAUUAUUGUAUGUUAUUAGUUACAUGCAUGAUAUUGAUGUUUUUUUUAAAUAAAGCAAUUGUUUUCAUU